Messenger RNA from Closterium sp. NIES-67, 3606 nucleotides. NCBI's taxonomy places the organism in Eukaryota, Viridiplantae, Streptophyta, Zygnematophyceae, Desmidiales, Closteriaceae. The record is from the annotation of a GenBank genome assembly.
CCCUUGCAUUGUAGGUCUGCCUUUUCACGAGGCCCUUGAGAAAUUUCAUCGCUCGACUACAGACUGGCCUUUUCUAUGGCGCUGUGUUAUCGACCUGGCGUCCCAUGGUGACGUGACGAGCAAUCUCUUCUCUUCUCAACUAGCGAAGUACAUCCCUCUGGAGGACCAUUUGACACCCGUAACUUCUCUCUAGCUCUCUCAUCGAUAGCGCUCUCAUAGCUCUCGUGCCUCUCUCGCGCCCUCUUCCGAUUGCAUAUCAAGACCGCUAAAAAGAAAGGGUCGCAAGCUAAGCAGAUUUACGCGCUUCGGCCGUCAAUGACUCCAAGACAAGGCGAUCUUCGUCAGGCCAUGGAUUCAGCACACCAGCCAUUUCCCGCGUCCCCGUCCGAAAUGACAGGUUGGCGCCGACCCGUCAUCCCACAACCGUCUUUCACCUCUCCCAACCGGACUCCCAGACCCUGCACCAUGGAACCAUCCGCCACCGAUCUAAAUUGCAUUCCACCGUUUCCCGUAAGCCCUUUCUGCGUCGAGAAUAUCACGAGCCCUGAUCGCUACAACAACGGCCGAUUUCUUUCUCACGGGACGCGCAUCGACACGCGCGAUCCCGCCGCCGCUUGCGUCUCUCCAGAACCUUCCCCAACUUUUCCUGCAGGCUCUUGUCCGCCUCCCUACUACCUCAAUCCUGAACAAUUUUCAACCUAUACCAACGGUCACUACUACCCGACUCUCGCUUCUGCCUCCCCAUCCGCGCACCAGCUCUGCGCUCCUGCGUCCCGCCACCAUCCCCCCGUCCCCGCAAAUAUUCCCCGAGUUUCCCCUCCUGCCGCUACGGACUGCCGCGUAACCAUGGGCAUGUGCUCUCCCUCCCCUCCGCCUUUUUCACUCGAUUCUGCUGAGAGUGAGCACUCCAAUCAUGGCGCGCCACGUCAUAUCUAUGAACAGUCAGCCGAGCUUUCGCAGCAGGUUUCGCAGCAGCAGCGACUGCAUUUCGAUUCCCCACUAUAUCAGCAUCCAUCCCGCUUCCAUCCCUCUCCACCACUAACAACAACGACACCGCCGUAUUCAACUCCGCCAUUCCCCCCAGCAUCCGCAGCCCUUCUUCCGCCCGCUUCCGCUCCCCCUCGCCUGGUGCGCGCGCGCUCACCCGCGCGCCGCCCUUCCGCCUCCCCCUCCUCCCCGCUGGCGCGCCCCACUCCGCUCAACUCCCGCGUGUGGCUGGCGGUCGAGCUGCUCUGCAUCCUGGCGCAAAUCUCCGCGGGCGUGUGCGUGCUCGCGCUUUUCCCCCACGAGAAACCCCCCGUGCCUCUGCGCGUGUGGGUACUCGGUUACACGCUCGGCUGCCUCCUGCUGCUCCCCUUGCUAUACUGGCGCUACACUCACCGCUUCCUGCGGUACGACGGGGAGAUUUUGCUGCGGCAGCAGCAGGAAGAGGAGGACGAGCGGCGGCGGCAGUGGCAGCUGGUGCGUGAAACGCCGUCGCAACCAGCUAUGGCGUCAACGAGACCCGUCUCGCCGCUCAGACUUCCACAAUCUUCCGCCGCCGCCGCCGCAGUAACAGCAGUAGCGCCCAUACGCGCGUCCUCGUCCUCGUCCUCCCUCUCCUCGUCCUCUCUCUCCUCUACUUCCUCUCCCUUCGCGACUUCCUCAAGACCCCUCUCGUCUGGAAGAGCGUCAUUCGCGGCGCCUGUGGCGGCGCAAACCGCGACCAGUACCCCGUAUAUGGGCGCAGGGGGGGCAGGGGGAGUCGGGUUGAACGCAAGCUAUUCGCCCCCUCCUUACACGCACGCUCCCCCGUGCGCGCCUGCAAACACCCAACCCUGGUCAUAUCCUGGCGGAGGAAUCUUGGGCGGAGCUGGUGGUGCCGGCGGUGUUGAUAUCUACAGUGGCUACGGUUAUAAUUCUGAUGACGAGAAUGAUGAGGAGGAGGAGGUGUACGGUCCAGGGCGGUACAGUGGGUUUCGGCACAUUGCGGCGGCGACGGGAGAGAGGGCACUGUCGUGUGUGCGAUGGCUGGUGGACGAACUGCAGGACGAUGCACGGAUCAUGGCGCUAGUGGAGCGUUACAAAGUAACCCUCGACUGCUUCUUCGCAGUGUGGUUCGUGCUCGGUAACGUCUGGGUCUUCGGCGCUCACUCUGCCGCCACCACCGCCCCUAACCUCUACAACCUCUGCGUGCUGCUCAUAACCCUCAGCUGCGUCGGCUACGCCCUGCCGUUUCUCCUCUGCGCGGCCAUCUGCUGCUGCCUGCCGUGUCUGCUGCACCUCGUCGGCUACGAGCCGGACGGGGCCUUUCUGCCCUCGCGCAGCAGCAGGGGCGCCACCACCACCACCAUCACCGCCCUCCCCUCGUUCAAAUACCGGAGGCUGAGGGCUGGGAGUGGUGCGGGGGUGGCUCGGCUGCGGGGGAAAGGUGAUGCUGCUGCUUUUGGUGCUGCUGGUUCUGCUGGUUCUGCUGGGGUUGCUUCUGCUGCUGGUGAAGCUGGUGUUUCUGGUUCCAAGAUGGUGGGAACACGCAGUGGGUUGGGAGAAGGACCGAGUAGAGGGGUGGGUGGAAGGCCAUGUGGAACAGACUGUACGAGCUCGCGCAGGGAAGCAGGAGGAGGGAGGGGGGUGAUAGGAGGGAGGGGAGGGGAGUGGGGGCUAGGGGGUAUUGUGGCAGAACCAGCAGGCUGGGUGAGGGGAUUGAGUGGGAGGAUCAUGAGGCGUGGUGCUGCUGCUGCUGCAACCCUGUCUGCUGCUGCAGCUGCUGGCACCACUCCAGCCAGUGCUGCUGCCAGCACUGCUCCUAGUGCUGCUUCUAGUGCUGCUAGUACUUCUGCUGGCGCGUGCUGUGGUGACAGUUGCAGCAGCCAAGUCACCAGUGCACUCGCAGAGGAGUGUGUGGAUAGAAAGGGAGAGAGGGAGAGUGCGAGUGAGAGGAGGGAGAAGGAGAAGGAGAGGGAGAGGGGGGGGGGAGUGAGAGUGAGGGGGAGUCGGAUGGAGAGGAGGAAGACAGUGUGGUGGGGCUGCUGUGGCCGGGCACGGACAAGGAGAGAACAGUGAGGGGAGAAGACGCCCUCUGCUGCAUCUGCCUGGGUCGCUACAGGGACGGGGUGGACCUUCGUGAGCUGCCCUGCAGCCACCAUUUCCACCAAUCCUGUGUUGACACGUGGCUCAGAAUCAACUCCUCCUGCCCCCUCUGCAAGGAGGACAUCACAAGCCGCCCGAGGAUGGAGGCUGAUGGUGCACGUGUGCCACUGGCGCCGUUUGUUUGACGAGGGCAACCGAUUCUGAGACUGCAAGAGAGACUGCAAGGGAUGGGACCACAACCCGGAGACACCAAAGGGACACCAUCAUGUCGUGCAUUUCGUCGAAGACUGCAACUCUAUCAAGAGCUGCUUUUAAUAUUGUUUGACAAUCAGGCGAGUCGGUGGAACACAACAAGCUUAGAUAACAAGUGUAUUUGUGUGUGGGUUGUACAAGGGCACCUCUUGUGCCCUGUGGCAGUGUGGCUGAAUUUGUUUCAGGCAUUUGUAUGCUUUGAGCGCAAAAGAAAGCGCGCCAUCUAUUAUUUGCAAGGUUGCUUUAUACGUCACAAAAAUGUGGAUCUCUCCUAUAUUGUAGGUA